Molecule: messenger RNA, 1253 nt
Organism: Eruca vesicaria subsp. sativa (arugula)
Lineage: Eukaryota; Viridiplantae; Streptophyta; Magnoliopsida; Brassicales; Brassicaceae
Source: the annotation of a GenBank genome assembly
ACCACUUCCUCAUUUCAAGCUCUGAAACUUUGAACAAAACACACACAAAAAAAACAAGAACAGUCAGAUCUAACAAUAAAGAAAACAAAAACAAGAUGAGCAACAUCAUCCCACCGGAGAAAAGAUCCAUCAUCACAUUCCUCCUCCUCGCCGGUCUCAUCGGCAGCGCUCUACUCUUCACCACCUUCAUACGUUCAGCCGACGACGCUUUCUUCCUCUGCUCCACCGCAAGCGCCAAAAGCCGAGCUAUAGCCGCGGCUGCUGACUACUCAGCAACCCCUAUCCAGCUCCAAGCCAUCGUCCACUACGCGACCUCCACCAUAACCCCACAACAAAACAUAGACGAGAUCUCAAUCUCCUUCAACGUCUUGAAAGAGCUAGCCCCCGCCAACUUCCUCGUCUUCGGCUUGGGCCUUGACUCACUCAUGUGGGCCUCUCUUAACCCACGUGGCAAAACCAUAUUCCUCGAAGAAGAUCUCGAGUGGUUUCAAAAAGUAACCAAAGACUCCCCUUUCCUCCGUGCGCAUCACGUGCGUUACAGAACACAGCUUCAAGAAGCCGACAAGCUUCUACGCUCUUACAAGACGGAACCUAACUGUUUCCCGGCGAAGUCGUUUCUUAGAGGAAACGAGCGUUGCAAGCUCGCGCUCACGGGGCUUCCCGACGAGUUCUACGACACGGAGUGGGAUCUGAUCAUGCUCGACGCUCCGAAAGGCUACUUCGCCGAAGCUCCGGGGAGAAUGGCGGCGAUUUACUCGGCGGCGGUUAUGGCUAGGAACAGGAAGAAGCCUGGAGUUACUCACGUGUUCUUGCACGACGUUGACAGGAGAGUUGAGAAGACUUUCGCGGAGGAGUUUUUGUGUGCGAAGUAUAGAGUUCACGCCGCCGGGAGGUUGUGGCAUUUCGCGAUUCCUCCCGUGGCUGCGAACGCUAAAAUCGACGGUGGAGAUUACAGGUUCUGUUAAAAAAAUUGUGACACGUCGUCACACGGCUUUUUGUUGUUUCCACUUUUGCCCUUUUUUUACUUUCGGAUCUCUUGUUAUUACUACAUAGGGUUCACUUAUUUAUCUGAGUUAAUGCCGAUUGUUUUGGAUCUACAUCUAUCGGUAUUCUCUUGUUUUUUUAGUUACGUGGAGUUUACGUAUUGCAUAUGUCAUGUUUACAUCGUAGUUUCCUUAUUUAAAAUAAUUUGACAUUUUUAUCUUAAGUAGAAGGUAAAUAAUUUUUUUUUGGUGGAGAACGUAAAAGUAUAA